This is a messenger RNA of Aplosporella prunicola CBS 121167, 1680 nucleotides long. RefSeq names its product GMC oxidoreductase. The record is from RefSeq and is a predicted model, not a curated record. Lineage: Eukaryota; Fungi; Ascomycota; Dothideomycetes; Botryosphaeriales; Aplosporellaceae. The transcript has 2 exons. Gene Ontology annotation, molecular function: flavin adenine dinucleotide binding; oxidoreductase activity, acting on CH-OH group of donors. Bases 1 to 1680 code for a protein of 559 amino acids.
AUGAAGUCCUCUACCGCUGCCCUCGUGCUGGGCGUCCUCUCCCCCCUCGCCCUCGCCGCUCCUUUGGACGUCAAGCUCUCUACCGCUUCCGAUUGGACGGCUGAGGAGUGGGAUGCCAUUGUUGUCGGAGCUGGCCCUGCCGGUAUCAUCGUAGCCGACAGGCUGAGCGAGGCGGGCAAGAAGACCCUUCUCCUGGAAGGUGGUGGAAAGUCUUAUGGUGUCACCGGUGGCACGGAAAAGCCUGAGUGGUUGGAGGGCACCGACCUCAGCCGUGUUGACGUCCCCGGUCUUUACAACACCAUCUUCGCUGACCGUGGUAACCUCAUCUGUGGCAACAUUACCACUUUUGGAGGCUGCACCAUUGGUGGCUCGAGUGCCAUCAACGCUGGUCUCUACUUCGAGCCCCCUGCGGCCGACUAUGACUGGUACUUCCCGGAAGGCUGGAAGAGCAAGGAUGUCGAUGCCGCUACUGCUAGGCUGUACGCUAGGCAGCCCCAGCGGGUUGUGACAUCGAAGAACCAGAAGAUGUACAACCAGCAGGGUUAUGAGGCCGCCAAGGACUGGAUUGUGAACAGUGCUGGUUACAAGGAGGUCGAUAUCAACGGCGCAGCUGACCUCAAGGCCGAGGUCUUCGGACACCCCGCAUUCGACUACAACGAUGGCCAGCGUGGUGGCCCUACUACCACCUACCUCCAGACCGCGCUCGGCCGUUCCAACUUCCACCUCGAGAGUGGUGUGAAGGUCCAGCGCGUUGUCCGCGAUGGCAAGAAGGCUACCGGUGUUGUGGCCAAUGUUGAUGGUGCUGAGACCACUAUCAAGCUUGCUGACAACGGCCGUGUUGUGCUCAGUGGAGGUGCCAUCUACAGCCCUCAGAUCCUCAUGUACUCUGCCAUUGGCGACCCGGAGGUUCUUUCCCGCCUUGCAGCUGGCGGUAUCCUCGGCGACGUUACCCCGUCCGAGUGGAUCAACAACACUGCUGUCGGUGAUGGUCUUUUCGACAACCCGAACACCUUCAUUGAGCUCGAGGACGAAAAGGUUCCCGCCUACACUUACCAGUACGACGAGCCCGUGAAGAGCGAUGUCGAGCUCUACCUGAAGGAACGUUCCGGCCCUCUCGCCUUUGCCGGUCAGACUAGCGUCUUCUGGACCUACAUGAACCACACCGACGGCACCUCGACCGGUGUCCAGGGCACCAUCAACACGUUCGGCUACCAGGACUACACGAACAAGAACACGAUCUCGCUGAACGUCUACGGCACGUCGGGCCUGCUGUCCAAGGGCAAGGUGAACAUCGACGAGAACUUCCUGCCCGCGCCCUCAGACGACGUAUAUUACAGUGACGCCGAGAACCGCGACGCCGAGGACAUUGCGCAGUUCAUCUACAACCUCUUCCAGAAGCUGCCCGCGACGGGCCUCAAGCCGCUGAACCUCCCGGCCAACUCGACCAAGGACGAGAUCAAGACGUACAUCACCAAGCCCUCGGCCUACGCCGCCGGCAUGGUCAAUCACUGGAGCAGCUCCUGCCGCUUCGGCUCCUGCGUCGACACCAACGCCCAGGUCAUCGGCACCGACAACAUCCACGUCGUUGACGGCAGCAUCGUCGCCCCUCUCACCGUCAACCCGCAGUUCGGCAUCAUGGUUGCCGCCGAGAGGGCCAGCGAGCUGAUUCUGAAGUUGUAA